AUGGCCAGCGGAAAGCCUAUGGCUCCGAGCAACACUACUCAGUUUCUGUUGGAGGAUAGGGAAGCACGAGCUGAACAGGGAUUAGAAGUAGAAUUGGCGUAUGAAGCAAGCGAACGACGGCGUGUCAGGUCUAUCAGCGUUUCAAGCGAGUUUAUGGCAGCAAGCGAAGGGGCUUCCUCAAGCGGAGAUAGUGAAACGGACAAGGAAAUGGAUCGGGAAUUUGAGGCUGAGUUCGAAGAGUACACAAUGGAUCGUCUUUCUAGGCUAAGCAAGGACGAGAUGACGAGAGAGAUAUUGGACAAGGAGAAGAAUGCAGAAGUUUAUCAAGAGAACAUGUCCAGAAUGCUAAAGGAGAAUCAACGGUUGAGGAAAAUGUUACAGGAUAAUGGCAUUCCCGUUGAUCAUAAUCAUACCUCACAACCAGCUGUCCCACAAUUAAGUUUUCAUCCUGAUUUCCAGACGGGAUGGGGCACAAGGGUGGUCGCGUUUGGCGCUUUCUCAACCAUUCCUCAGGAUAAUGCUGUAGCUUCGGGUCCUAAUUGGUCGGGUGGGGUUGUGUUCAUGUAUGUCUCUUCAUCCUCUUAUUAUAUUCUGUACAUUUGCAAUGGGUUUUGAAC
This is a messenger RNA of Strongylus vulgaris, 617 nucleotides long. The record is from the annotation of a GenBank genome assembly. NCBI's taxonomy places the organism in Eukaryota, Metazoa, Nematoda, Chromadorea, Rhabditida, Strongylidae.